Dothidotthia symphoricarpi CBS 119687 is the source of this 998-nucleotide messenger RNA. RefSeq lists its product as uncharacterized. Bases 52 to 825 code for a protein of 257 amino acids. Gene Ontology annotation, cellular component: membrane. The record is from RefSeq and is a predicted model, not a curated record. The transcript has 2 exons. Lineage: Eukaryota; Fungi; Ascomycota; Dothideomycetes; Pleosporales; Dothidotthiaceae.
CCGCACCCUACAACCAUAACCUACACAGCACACGCGAUCUCCAUACUCAGCAUGGGCAUCCUAGACAAUCCAUGGAAAGCUAUCGACGACAUCAGCAAAGCAGCAUCGCAACAUAUCGGGCCCGCAGCAGCAGAAGCCUGGAAGCACGUGGACAAGCUUAGUAAAGAAGCUGCAGCCCACGCCGGCCCAGCCGCAGAAGAAGCCCUCAAACACGCAAAAGCGUUUACCCAAGAUACCGCUGCGCCCGCAUACAAGCGCCUGGAGACGGCGGCGAAAGACGCUUCCCGCCAUGUUGGAGAUUUCGACUGGACGUCUCUGACUCGUUUUGGUGAAGAUACGGGCAAACUUGUUGGGGCCACGGCAGACGAGGUAUGGACUUCGCUGCUGAGCGGACAGAUGCUCGAUGCCGUGAGUCAGAAAGGUGGUUCCAUGUUCGAAAACGUGCGAGAGCAUGUACCCGGUUUGGGCGAUAGGGUCGUUGCGUGGAUUGUACAGCAUCCCAAGGAAGCCGCUGCGCUUGUGGCAUGCAUCCUCGCUGCUCCAGCUGCCAUGGCUGUCACGCCCGCCGCCUUGGGGCUUGCUGGUUUUACUGCCGGGGGGACGGUUGCUGGAUCUCUUGCUGCUGCAGCGCAGGCUGGCAUAGGACAUGUAGCUAUUGGGAGCUUGUUCGCUGUGCUGCAGAGUGCUGGGGCUGGUGGUUCAGGUCUUAUUGCUGUCAAGGCAGUUGCUGGAAGCUCGGUUAUGACGGGAACUUGCAGUGCUGCGGCUGUGAGCUUUCUGGAGGCCAUGAAGAAGGGAAAGAAUGGCGAGGAUAGAGAGAAGUAGAUGAUUACAAACAGCUUGGAUGAGAUUGUGCGGGGAAUUUGACCUGACACACUGAGGACAGCUCAGUUCCUGUCGUGUUUAGACUAGAAAUUUAUCUUCAGAUGAUUGACGCCUGAAGGGAUAAUAGUGUGGUUCAAAGUUAGUUCGGAUAUUACAAGUCCGUGGAGACACAU